AUGAAACAGUAUUGAAAUCGUCGUUAACGGCGACGGUUUGCUUUUUCGACGCUUGAAAACACUUGAAAACGCUCUCUUUUACUCUCUUUCGUGCUCCUGCUGCUGGUGCAGUUACUCCAGGUUCCGAGGAUUGCGCCAUCAACAAAACAUCCAUGUUAAUGCCACGUUAUCUGGGCCUGAACGAUAGCUCACCGUCGUCUGGCAGUCACGGACCUGCAGGAGCGCCCAGCUCCAGCUCCUCCUCGUCGCCGCCGACGACAGUGGCUGCCCACACGAAGAUGCGACUGCUGAGCAAAGUGGAGCACAACAUGCGUCAGAGCCAAGGUCACAUCCCGAGCCAUCCGAGCGGGCAGGACAUCAACCACCUUCUGCAGACCGCAUCCACGGGCAAUGGAGUGGUGGGCGAUGUCGACGGACUACUGACGCCCAUGCGCAUUAAGGCGCACUUGUCGCCACCCUACUCAGCUGGCAGCUCCGUCAAGUCUGAAUCCCUGAGUUCAAACUCUCGUCCGGAACGCAACCUGUGGAGCCGGGCGGAAAUGCUGGAGAUGCUAAACAUCAUGCAGAACGUUAACGCCCUGGAGCAGCUAAACGACCGUAACGUGAAGAGCGAGUACGUUUUCCGGCAGAUCGAGGAGGUGAUGCGCAGCAAGGGCUACGUGAAAAAGUCCAGCAUGCAAAUCUGGACCAAGUGGAAGUUCCUUAAGUCGACGUACAACACGACAACGCGCCACGGAACGGGAGUGCCCAAGGUUGUGCCCGAGGAGGUCUACCGGGUGCUCUGCCGAAUGCUAAGGGACACGAAUCAUGGCGGCAGCAGCGGCAAUGUCAACGGCAGUCUUAGCGAAUGCGGAAACUCAAUGGAUAGCUCCAAGACGACCGGCGAGGAAGCCAAGGAGGACAUCCUGGGCGUGGAACAUCCGAUCUUCGGCUUCCGACUGGGACCCAUAAAACCGGAGCCAAUCGAUACAGGCUAUGAAACGUCUCAGAAGCCGGACUUGGUAUCCGAACCUGAUAUGGAGUCGUUUGACUACGAGGCUGAAAGCUCACACGCCGACAAUCAGGAUCAGGAGGACAUGCCACACAUGCCGUUCAUAGUUUCCGUGAAGCACGAACCCGACAUGGACCUCGGCAUGGACACAACAAAUACACCGCCGCCUACAGCGCCAGCCUCGCCCUCACCGCCUCCAAUGGCGUUGGACGAGACCGACGAUGAUUCGGCUUACUCGUCCACUCCAGCGGUUCCCCCUCCCCUGCGCGUAGCCUCCUUUGCCAAGGACGAUCUGCGGCGACCCACCCAUGGCAUUUUGCAGAUCGAUCGCCCGCCGCCGUCGCUUUCCAAGAUGGGACAACAGCUGCCCAGUCCGGGACAGAUGGGCCGAUCCCUGCCGCUGCCGAGCACUAGUAGCAUCAACUUUGUGCAUCCGCAUAGCAAGCUGAUGUUGCCCCGCAAGCAGAAUCCGAAUAGCAGCCAAUCCGGAUUGCGUUUGCCUAGGGACGUCAGUGUCCAGCCGACGGGCAUGCGCAUGAAGACGGUGCCGAUGAGGGAUACGGGCUACUCGCUGCGACCGGAGCGCAUGAUCCCUGAUCUGGAACAAUCGAUGACCAGUCCACCGCAGUCGCCGUCUACGAUGGCUGCCCUCUUGGGCCGGGGACCGCCGCCGAAAUACCCGAUGUCCGGGCAACAGACAGGCGCCUCCACCAGCAGACAGGCCCACAUGAUGUCCUCCCACCAGUUGACCCCGAUGCAGCAUCAGCAGCUUCAGUCGCGAAAGCGUCGGAUGGGACAGAGUCCGGUCAUGGGCAUGCCUGUGCCCGUGAAGCUACAGCGCAGCUCCAAUUUGUACGAAUCAACGCCGAAGGGAAUUCGAUCUCACUCUGUGAUGGGGGAGGAAAGUAAAAAGAAAACGAGCGAGGAGGAGACAAAGCAGCGUAUGAAGCGCAAGGAGGAGAUGUUCGCCAAGGAGCUCACUCAACUGGCCACUGCUAUGCGAUCGGCUCAAAAAGAGAUGCUGCAAGACUUUUUCAUGCAGCAAAAGGAGAUCGCGCGACGGGAGCAUGAGUUCCAGAUGAAACAGGACACGAUAGUAAUGCAGGCACUGCGAAGGCAAACGAAUGCGUUGCUAAAAACAGCAAGAGAGCUGGUUAACGAAAAUACCGAGGCAGCUAAAACCGAGACAGAGCCUAAGAACAGGGACAUUCCCGAAACUCAGAUGCCGUUUGAGCCGGAAACAGAGCUGAAAGCUCCCGAAAGCGAAGAGGAAAACUUGGUGGGAGAUGGGGAAGCUGAUGAUGAAGUUGAGGAAACUAUUGGGGAGCCUGAAGAUGAAGAUCAUGAACUAGACGAUGAGGACGAAAACGAUGAAGAGGAGGAUGGCGAGGAGGAAGAUGAAGAUGAUGAAGAAAACCUGGGCAACGAUAGCGACUUGGAAAUGUCAACGCUAGCCAUGUCUGAGUGCUCCAACCAGGUGGAAAUCCUCGGGGAAGAGCAGUAGGCUUCUCCCCAACAUUCCUUCCCAUUUCUAAGUAUUAUCCCUUCAAGGCAAACACCAUUGUUAAUACCGAUUCAUUCCAACCACAUUCCUUAAGCUAUAUCCUAUAUAUAUUCCUAGAGCCAGAACCCGCGCAUUGUUAAAAGACUUGAUUAUAUUUAAGCAUUAAUACAUAAAUGAAACCUAAAGUAAA
This is a messenger RNA of Drosophila ficusphila, 2685 nucleotides long. RefSeq names its product histone-lysine N-methyltransferase SETD1B. The record is from RefSeq and is a predicted model, not a curated record. NCBI's taxonomy places the organism in Eukaryota, Metazoa, Arthropoda, Insecta, Diptera, Drosophilidae. Bases 153 to 2495 code for a protein of 780 amino acids. The transcript is spliced from 3 exons.